AUGAGCGAAGAAUAUGAAGAGGCUCAGGCCGGUGAGGAAGCCAUGGACGGCCCCGGCGCGCCCACGCCACUCUCGGCCCUCGAGGGAGUCGCUGGUCUCACCAAACGUGACAUCCAGCUUGUAGUCGAUGGUGGCUUCAACACUGUGGAGUCGCUGGUCCCAAUGGGCUUCACCACGGCUACCGAGAUGCACCAGCGUCGAAGUGUGCUCAUUUCCAUCACUACAGGAUCGAAGAACUUAGACACGCUUCUUGCCGGUGGUAUCGAGACCGGCUCCGUGACCGAGCUAUUUGGCGAGUUCAGAACGGGAAAGAGUCAGAUUUGCCAUACCCUCGCGGUUACUUGCCAAUUGCCAUUUGACAUGGGUGGCGGCGAGGGAAAAUGCCUGUACAUUGAUACCGAGGGCACGUUCCGACCUGUUCGUAUGUUGGCCGUAGCCAAUCGCUUUGGUUUGUCCGGAGAAGAAGUCCUCGAUAAUGUUGCCUACGCUCGUGCCUACAAUUCGGAUCAUCAGCUCCAGCUCCUCAACCAAGCAUCGGCCAUGAUGUGCGAGACACGAUUCUCUCUCCUCAUCGUCGACAGUGCCACAUCGCUGUACAGAACCGACUUUUGCGGCCGAGGUGAACUCUCGAACCGCCAAACUCAUCUUGCCAAGUUCAUGCGCACGUUGCAGCGCCUGGCUGACGAGUUUGGCAUCGCUGUCGUCAUCACCAAUCAAGUCGUUGCUCAGGUCGACGGUGGACCGAGUGCAAUGUUCAACCCUGAUCCGAAGAAGCCAAUCGGAGGCAACAUUAUCGCUCACGCCAGUACGACACGAAUCAGUCUGAAGAAGGGACGUGGUGAGACCCGCAUUGCGAAGAUUUACGACAGUCCCUGCCUUCCCGAGGCUGACACAUUAUUUGCAAUCAGCGAAGAGGGCAUUACGGACCCUGCUCCCAAGGAUGUGGAGAAGGACUGA
This is a messenger RNA of Emericellopsis cladophorae, 957 nucleotides long. RefSeq names its product DNA repair protein-like protein. Gene Ontology annotation, biological process: chromosome organization involved in meiotic cell cycle; reciprocal meiotic recombination; mitotic recombination. Gene Ontology annotation, molecular function: ATP binding; ATP hydrolysis activity; single-stranded DNA binding. NCBI's taxonomy places the organism in Eukaryota, Fungi, Ascomycota, Sordariomycetes, Hypocreales, Bionectriaceae. The coding region runs from base 1 to 957 and encodes 318 amino acids. Gene Ontology annotation, cellular component: condensed nuclear chromosome. The record is from RefSeq and is a predicted model, not a curated record. The transcript is spliced from 3 exons.